AUGGACAAAGCACACGUCGAGGUGAUUGUCAGACCAGCAAUUGGAGUCACAAGUACCAGGGAAAAGUAUCUUGAGGUCGUGCAAACAGCCGGAACCGAUGAAAAUGCUUCGACUACACUCCUGUUACUUGCACCGGCCAUGAAUGCUGCUGUUUUGGCCCUAUUGGAUGCUGCUGUACCACUCAAAAGCGUCCUUGCUGCUACCACAGUGGCCUUCAUGAAGGGUAGCGGCGGGGUUGUUGUGGAACCAGGACUAGACGAGUUGAAAAAUUCUGCCAGUACACAUGUUCUCGCUUUCACCAGUACCGGCCAACUGGGAUUUGUCGAAAGUGAUGGAGAGUUUGAGUACGAAGAUUUUGAGAGAGUUGUGGAAGCUGGUCGCGGGGUUUGUUCAGUGGAACAGAAAGGCCACCACGCCAUGGAUACGGAAGCGAAAUACCAUGCGGUCGGUGAACUGAUUAGAAAGAUAAUGAGCCAAAAGGUAGAAAUGGAUAUGAGAUGGAGGGCAUAA
Messenger RNA from Morchella importuna, 510 nucleotides. RefSeq lists its product as uncharacterized. NCBI's taxonomy places the organism in Eukaryota, Fungi, Ascomycota, Pezizomycetes, Pezizales, Morchellaceae. The record is from RefSeq and is a predicted model, not a curated record. Gene Ontology annotation, cellular component: nucleolus; cytoplasmic exosome (RNase complex); nuclear exosome (RNase complex). Gene Ontology annotation, biological process: poly(A)-dependent snoRNA 3'-end processing; U4 snRNA 3'-end processing; nuclear mRNA surveillance. The coding region runs from base 1 to 510 and encodes 169 amino acids. The transcript is spliced from 5 exons.